GUCAGUUUAUUCCGCUUGCCAGUCCGCGUUAGCAACACAGAGUGAUCACAUGUUCGUCUCCCUCGGGUUGUGGACUUCCCUUCUCCUUUUUGUCCAUCACCCUACCUCAUGUACCCUACCGAGACCUCUGCAACACCCUACAACAUCUCCCUAGUGAUAGCGGGCAGCCGUCAGCAACCCUAGGCAUCGGUUCCCGCUCGCUGAUGAGAGCCAAUGACAGGCGUGGAUGUGCUGACGGUUCCUCGAGGGUAACCCGCCGAACACGAGGGCGCGGGGCCGGACCAACGAAGACAGGAGUACCAGUGAGCCAGAGACGAGGGGCGGCAGGAGGCAACCACACAAUGAACCAACGCCAGAGACUGGUCACAGAGGGGGAAGUGGGCGUGGUCUCAGUGAUUUCAAAACGCUCAUUGGACAACACAACCGACGGGGGACGCUAUCCACUCUACCGACUGGGGGAGGAGAGCGCGGAGACGGGCACGGGGGCAAGGGCAGCGCCACCCACAUGCACGAGUGUACCUGAGGAGGGCAGGGAAGUGUCCAACGAGAGAUGCAGAGGGAGGGAGCUGGACGCGUUGCUCCUGAAGGCUGAUCAUCGUGGGGUAUACAAACGGUUCCUGGUGUGUGGUUGGUUGGUGCCCGUGUGCCUCCUCAUACCCUGUGCUCACCUCAGCUUCAUGCUCAUGCUGUACCUGCCCCCUUCCAACUGUACCCUCCCUGACCCCCCGCCACACAUCUCCCAUGAUGCCUGGAGGAAGUUAGCCACACCCAGGACCUCUACGGGGGAGCUCAAUGCUUGUGCCUUGUAUGACUUUCCCUCCGCACUGAAGGACUCCGACUAUGAUCCAGGACAGCAUCACCAGUACAGCUCUAUCAUCUCGGAAGACACCCACGACACUUUUCAGGACCCUGGCACCUUCGCACUACAACCAGAUACCUCACAAGACACCGGUACACCCAGAACGGACAUCGGUAUUGAUGUAAAUGACCCCAGUGUAUCAGAAAUGGACGACGGUACUGAUGGAGAGUUUCCCAGUAUGGCGCGUGUCCCCAGUAAACCCCAAGGGGACACUGGGUCACAUCAAGACGCUCCCGGUACCUAUGGAGACGUAAAUAGCCAAGGAAAUUACACCAGUAACCCCCAGGAGAGUCAAAGCACUUCAGAACGCAAGAGUACGCCACAGCACACUCCAGUAGAGGGCCAAAGUAAACUCGAAGGAGACUCUGUGUCACAACACACUCCCGGUACCUCUGGAGACGCACGUACCCCAGAGAAGGACACCAGUAACCCCAAGGAGACUCAGGGCACUUCAGGACACAAUAGUACGCCACAUCACACUCCAGUAGAGGGCCACAGUACCCCGAAUAAUGGUCUUGAACUCAACCAGCCUGACCCCAGCUUCCCAGGACAUACCGGUACAUCUGAAACACAUGACUACAGUGAACCAGAGCCCCCCAGUAACACAAACCACACAGACCAGCAACUCAACACCCCAGAUAAACAUUCCAACUCCCUAGAUGACCCCAAGACCCCCGAACUGUACCUCAGCAUCACCGACGACCUCUUUAACACCCCAACACAGGAUCACCACCCCAACACCACCACCAACACCACCUAUUCUGACCUCUCCGAAUCACGUGCUGCUCAUUACUUUGACCCCUUCAAUGACCUUUUUGACCUGAAGAAGAUCAAUGAGACCCAGCCCGUACCCAAACAUGACCCGCUGAAGGAGUACAGGACGGCGGCGUUGCUGUGGCAGGAGCUGUACCCUCUGGAGGCGCCCGCGAGCAACUAUACGAUGGGCUGCGUCUUCGGGUACGACUUCGACCAGACCUACGUGCAGGAGACACUGUCCACGAGGUUCGGCUACGCGUGCGCUGAGUCCAAGGGCAGCACCCAAAUCCUGCACGCCUCCAUGGCCGGGAACCUGGUGGGCUGCAUCCUCUUCGGCGCCCUGGCUGACAAGCUUGGGAGGAAGUGGGUGUUCAUGGCGCUGGCAAUGAAGGCGGCGCUGCUGGGGACCUUGUUUGUGCUUGCGCGAGGCCCCUGGUCGCUCCUGCUGCUUCGGUUCCUGGUCGCUCUCGGUCUGCCGGCCAUAUACCAGGUGGUGCUGAUUACAGCCCUGGAGCAAGUGACGGACGGGGAACGCGGUCUGGUUACCUCUCUCUCGUCCGUGUGUUUUUCCCUCGGCCAGUGUCUCCUAGCCCUCCUGGCGUGGCUGACGGGGCACUGGGUCAACCUGGGCCUGGCUACGAGUCUCCCAGCUAUUCUCGCUUUGCUCUAUCUCAGGCUGGUUGAGGAGUCCCCGCGGUGGUUGGUGUGCAAGGGAAGGGCGGUGGUAGCGGCGAAGGUCCUGCGGCGCGUGACAGCGAGGAACAAGGACAACACUCAGCUGCUGCCUUCCCUCUCCCUCCUCCGGGCAAGGAUUAGGAAGAUCACCAGCAGAGCGCGCGCCGAGGAGGAGGAUGAGCUGAGUGAGGCCUGCCGUGGGGCGUGUGGGUGGAUUACAGGCUCCGUGACCUUCCUCAUGACCUACCCCUACCUCUCUGGCAGGGUCUUCCUCUAUAUGAUAUGUUGGACCGUGAAUCUCGUGCUAUACUUUGUGAGCACCAUGAAGUACCCGCACGUAUCAUACAACCCGUACAUAGCCUGGUUCUGCGCCUCCGCCACGGAUAUCCCCGCUAACCUACUGGUCCCCUUGCUGCUCCGGUGGCUGGGUAGACGCACGCUCCACUCCUCUGGCUUCGCUGUGUGUUCGGCCGCCUUUUUUACGGGUGGUGUGCUCCUGGCUUGCGGUUACAAGGAGAGCUUCAUGGGCGUCGUGUUCCUGGUGCUGGUGGCCAAGUUCUGCAGCGCCAUGACCUUCCUCGUCGUGUAUCUGCUGGCCGCCGAGCUCCAUCCAACGCCCAUUAGGAGCUUCGUCACGGGCCUGGCUUCCUUUGUGGCCCUCACCGUCAACAUCUUCAGCCCUGCGAUCCUGGAUAUG
Eriocheir sinensis (Chinese mitten crab) is the source of this 2987-nucleotide messenger RNA. RefSeq lists its product as uncharacterized. Lineage: Eukaryota; Metazoa; Arthropoda; Malacostraca; Decapoda; Varunidae. The record is from RefSeq and is a predicted model, not a curated record. Gene Ontology annotation, biological process: transmembrane transport. Gene Ontology annotation, cellular component: membrane. Gene Ontology annotation, molecular function: transmembrane transporter activity.